GCUGAUCAACUGACCUGUAGAGUCAGAUCAUGUGACAGAAUGGAGGCGUCGCUGAAAACAUUCACCCGUUCACCACAUAUACACACACACACACCACUAGGAACCUAUUUCACAGUAAAUGGAUAAGGUGUUUGACACUCCCGGUCAACUCAGCUCGUAACAUUUAUUUCCUAACAUUGCAAUGAAAUGAAGGGAGCAUGGGGGCCAAAGAGUCGAGGAUAGGAUUCCUGUCGUAUGACGAGGCCGUCAAGAGAGUCACUGAUGUGGAAUUGAAACGGCUGAAGGAUGCCUUUAAGAGAACCAGCGGCCUCUCCUAUUACAUGACCCAGCAAUGCUUCUACAGGGAAGUGCUGGGAGAUGGAGUUCCCCCUAAAGUUGCAGAGGUUAUUUAUACCUCAUUUGGAGGCUCAUCUAAAGGGCUACACUUCAACAAUCUGAUUGUGGGUCUGGUACUUCUGACCAGAGGACGCGAUGAGGAGAAGGCCAAAUACCUCUUCAGCCUGUUUGCCAGUGAUCUCGGAGGAUAUGCUGCCAGGGAAGACAUAGAGGCAGUUCUGCUGGUCUUGGAUGGAGAAGUUCCAAACUCCCUCAAGAAGUGCUUCACUGAGGGUGACAAGGUCAACUAUGAGCGCUUCAGGAACUGGCUCCUGCAGAACAAGGAAGCCUUCACGUUGUCCAGAUGGCUUCUGUCUGGAGGGGUGUGUGUCACACUCACUGAUGACAGCGACACACCAACCUUCUACCAGACCCUGGCUGGCGUCACACAUUUGGAGGAGUCUGACAUUAUAGACUUGGAGAAGCGCUACUGGCUGCUGAAAGCCCAGUCCAGAACCGGCCGCUUUGACUUAGAAACCUUUGUCCCACUGGUCUCUCCUCCCAUCCAUGCCUCACUCAGUGAAGGCUUGUUUCAUGCCUUUGAUGAGAAUCGGGACAAUCACAUCGACUUUAAAGAGAUCUCUUGUGGACUUUCUGCGUGCUGCAGGGGACCCAUUGCUGAAAGGCAGAAAUUUUGCUUCAAAGUGUUUGAUGUGGACCGUGAUGGGAUUUUGUCUCGGGAUGAACUCCAUGAAAUGGUGGUUGCCUUGUUGGAGGUGUGGAAGGACAAUCGCACAGACACACUCCCUGAGCAGCACAGUAGCGUGUCAGACAUAGUAGAGGGCGUCCUGAAGAUGCAUGACACAACCAAGCUGGGGCACCUGACCCUGGAGGACUACCAGAUAUGGAGUGUGAAGAGCGCUUUGGCCACUGAGUUUCUAAACUUGCUUUUCCAGGUCUGCCACAUAGUCUUGGGUCUCAGGCCUGCUACUCCCGAAGAGGAGGGACAAAUUAUCAGGGGUUGGUUAGAGAGGGAGAGCAGACAUGGGCUUCAGCAAGGCCAGAACUGGUUCCUCAUCUCCAUGCUGUGGUGGCAACAGUGGAAGGACUACGUCAAAUACGGCAGUCCCUGCUGUUGUCUUCUUGUCCAGGAGUAUAAGGGCAUUGUGGUGGAGCAGCCAUCCAUCCUGAGCUCAUUGCGAAGUCCGAUGGCCACAGCCACUAUAGAGCCUGUCCUACCAAACAGACUGGGAGGAUUGGGAACCGUCAGCCCUGUCAGCCCCACUGAGGAAAGGUCACCUGAUGCUGUGUCGAGUGCCUCAGAGGCUACAGAGACUGCAGCCCUUAGCCCUCAGGUAGCUCCCUCUGCUACAGAGGGCUGUUUUGCCCGUCAGCACAACGUAUCUGACAACAACAAUCAGUGUUUUUCUGGAGCCAAUGGCCACCUACCCUCCCAGCUGGCAGCACAAAGACCUGGAGCCAUCGACAACCAGCCUCUGGUCACCACCGACCCCAUGAAGGCCCCUACCUUAACCAUGGAGGGUGGCAGGCUGAAGCGCUCCUUGCAGCUGGUUCCUGGAAGAGACUUUGAGACGGUGCCUGAGCCAGUGUGGCGAGCACUCUAUCACUGGUACGGUGCCAACCUCAGCCUGCCACGACCGGUUAUCCUGGAGAGCAAGACAGGCCAAGCAGAGCUGGAGCUCUUCCCCCGCUAUGUCCUCUUCCUCCGCCAGCAGCCGGCAAUGCGUUCCCCACAAUCUAACAUCUGGGUCAAUAUGGGUAUGACCAGCCUGCGAAUGUUCCCACCGUAUUUACCCCCACCAAGAGCAGGUAAUGUGCCAUCCCCCAACGCUCCUCUGAAGAGGGUGUUGGCCUACACUGGCUGUUUCAGCCGCAUGGCCACCAUCAAGGACAUCCACCUCUACCUGUCCCAGAGACUCCGCAUCAAGGAGGAGGACAUGAGACUCUGGCUCUACAACAGUGAGAACUACCUCACCCUCCUGGACGAUGAAGAUCACACACUGGAAAGUCUGAAGAUCCAGGACGAGCAGCAGCUAGUUAUUGAAGUCAGGAACAAAGACAUGAGCUGGCCUGAGGAAAUGUCUUUCAUUGCCAACAGUAGUAAGAUUGACAGACACAAAGUUCCUACAGAGAAAGGAGCCACUGGUCUCAGUAACCUUGGAAACACUUGCUUCAUGAACUCCAGUAUUCAGUGUGUGAGCAACACCAAGGCACUGACAGACUACUUCAUCUCAGGGAGACACCUCUAUGAGCUCAAUAGAACCAACCCCAUUGGAAUGCGAGGUCACAUGGCCAAGUGUUAUGGUGACCUGGUAAUGGAGCUGUGGAGCGGCACACAGAAGAAUGUGGCUCCGCUCAAACUCAGAUGGACGAUAGCAAAGUAUGCCCCGCGCUUCAAUGGCUUCCAGCAGCAGGACUCCCAGGAGCUGCUAGCCUUCCUGCUGGAUGGUCUUCAUGAAGAUCUAAACCGAGUCCAUGAAAAACCCUAUGUGGAGCUGAAGGACAGUGAUGGCCGACCUGACUGGGAGGUGGCCUCUGAGGCAUGGGAGAACCACCUACGCAGGAACCGCUCCAUUGUGGUGGAUCUGUUCCAUGGUCAGCUUAAGUCCCAGGUGAAAUGUAAGACCUGCGGCCACAUUAGCGCUCGCUUUGACCCCUUCAACUUCCUGUCUCUACCCUUGCCCAUGGACAGCUCAAUGCAUCUGGAGAUCACUGUCAUUAAACUGGAUGGCUCCACACCUGUGCGAUAUGGCCUGAGAUUGAAUAUGGAUGAAAAGUACACAGGACUGAAGAAACAGCUGAGUGAACUGUGCAGUCUGAAGCCUGAGCAGAUCCUCCUGGCUGAGGUCCAUACCUCCAACAUUAAGAACUUCCCUCAGGACAACCAGAAGGUGCGUCUGUCUGUUAACGGCUUCCUGUGUGCUUUUGAGAUCCCGGUUCCAGGUUCACCAACAUCACUGAGCUUACCCACACUGACAGACAUCACCCCAAUAGCCAACGGCGCAGCUGCUAAUGGGCACCUGAACCAUAAGCCCAUCCUCAUCCCUAAUGGUGGGCCCAGUACCAUGGUGCCCUGCAGCCCAGAGCCGCCCCUGUCUAACUGGGUCACCAAUGGGCACAUCACACUGGUGCAGGAGAGCCCUUUUAUUGGAUACAUCAUCGCCAUGCACAGGAAGAUGAUGCGUACGGAGCUGUACUUCCUUUCAUCUCAGAAGAACCGGCCCAGUAUGUUCGGCAUGCCCCUCAUAGUUCCCUGCACUGUACACACCAGUAAGAAAGACCUGUACGACGCCGUCUGGAUCCAAGUGUCCCGGCUGGCCAGCCCAUUGCCCCCACAGGAAGCUAGCAACCAUGCGCAGGACUGUGACGACAGUAUGGGCUACCAGUACCCAUUCACUUUACGGUUAGUGGGUAAGGAUGGAAGCUCAUGCGCCUGGUGUCCCUGGUACAGGUUCUGUCGAGGCUGUACAAUAGAUUGCACAGAGGACAGAGCCUCUGUCGGGAAUGCUUAUAUAGCUGUGGACUGGGACCCCACUGCCCUGCACCUCCGCUACCAGACCUCCCAGGAGAGGAUCGUGGAGGAGCACUGCAGUGUGGAGCAGUCCCGUCGGGCCCAGGCUGAGCCCAUCAGCUUGGACAGCUGUCUCAAGGCCUUCACCAGUGAGGAGGAGCUGGGAGAGGACGAGCUCUAUUACUGCUCCAAGUGCAAGACCCAUCGGCUAGCAACUAAGAAACUGGACCUCUGGAGGCUGCCACCCAUUCUAAUUGUCCACCUGAAGCGUUUCCAGUUUGUCAAUGGUCGCUGGAUCAAAUCCCAGAAGAUUGUGAAGUUCCCACGGGAGAAUUUUGACCCCAGCGCCUUCCUGGCUCCCAGAGACCUGGGGCAGCUAUGCCUCCACUCCCGCAGCCAGAGUGAGGAUCUACUGAGGGUGGGAGAAGACAACCUGUCUUCUGUCUCUGCCCCGGCUGGCUUCUGCAACCUCCCCAAAGCCUCCCCUGCCUCUAGCAGGAAGUCGGCACCUUCUCUCAGCCGGACCAGCAGCCCCUCCAGCAGCCCAAAGAGCGGCAGCGGAGGUCGAAGGCCAGGCCGGCUACGCCUGCCUCAGUUGGGCAGUAGACACCGCCUCUCUAACAGCAAGGAGAACCUGGAUGGAGUUGCUAAUCCUGAGGUUGAGCCACGGGAGAGUGCACCACAGGCAGACGCAGAAGGAAGUGCAGCAGCAGUGGAAGCGGGCCCUUCUGGAUCAGGAGAGGCAAUCGCAUCAGAAUCAUCAUGCAGUACUGAAGCAUCCAGCAGCCACUGCGACGUGGUGCUGGUGAACGGUGACAGCAACGGGCUGAGCUCAGACUGCAGCACUGAGAGCAGCAUGGACCCUGACAACUCACUGCUACAGCACAGAGACAACAUGUGUCUGGACGCCAUCUACAACCUCUAUGCAAUAUCAUGCCAUUCAGGAAUCAUGGGAGGAGGCCACUAUGUGACAUAUGCCAAAAACCCCAACGAGAAAUGGUACUGUUACAAUGACAGCAGCUGUAAGGAAGUGCACUCUGAGGAGGUUGACACCGACUCAGCCUACAUCCUCUUCUACGAGCAGCAAGGUGUCGACUACUCCCAGUUCCUUCCAAAGAUCGAUGGCAAGAAGAUGGCUGACACCAGUAGCAUGGACGAAGACUUUGAGUCGGACUACAAGAAAUACUGUGUCCUCCAGUGAUCGCACGUUGUCUUCCAUCAGCCAGCACUAACCCUGAUCUUUGCUCCCUCCUGCUGCUCUGAGCAGGAAGCACCAGACAUUCAGAUCAUUCUGAAGAUUUCUCACAGACUUCUAAUGGCUAGAGUCAGACUGUGCUCUCUCUCUUUAGGGAUGCAUCGCAGCACUUUCUACACUUGAUCGCAAACAUGGAUUAGUGCAAAGGUUUGCCAUGACAACAAAGAAGCCCCGGUGAAAGCACUAAACUGGUGCACUUUGCUGAGCCCGACAAAACAAACCCCUCCUCCCCUCCUCAUGUGAACAACCCUCGCCCUGACAUAAAUGUAACAUAUACUUGCAUACUAACACAUCUCUGAAUGUAUGCCAGUAUGGCCAAGUCAUGAAGUGAUUUUGCUUUGUUAAUGUGCAUUUAUCCCUUGUGAUGCCAGAAUGGAAAAAAAAAAAACAUGUACACUUCGAGUUAACAUAUGAUCUGAGCCUGGAUUCUGAAGAAGGAAAAUAAUGAAUUUUAGGUGUAAAUGCAAGGCCAGUGAUUGGAUACAGAUUAUGUUUUAAUGCCAAGUAUAAAAAGGGCCCAAGAGUUAAAAAACCUGUGUGUUGAUGUCAUUUGAUGAUACAGGUCAUCAUAAUGUUGAAAUUUGGAAUCUAGUAUACUUUUAAAAGAUGGUUCUCAAAAGGUUUUAUUAGCAGUAGUGUCACUAAGGAAAAUAUAAGUUACGCUACCUCAUCACUUCUUGCAGUCUGUCGGCCAACUGUACCCUAAAAGUCUGUGACAGUAUUAAUAAUAAUAAAUAAAUGCUUCCUUCCUGUGUAGGAGACAUGGUACACACAGUUCAGGAAACCCUUGCCAAAAAAUCCCCCCCUCCCUUCUUCGGAUACUCACACAGGUCCUGAUGUCCACAUGAAAUUAGGCGUUUUUGCCAAAACUUUAUUUCAUCCCGCAGCUGCCAAAUAUCAGUGGUGAUUUGUGCAAUGUUGACCUGUGUGUAUCCAUAAGUUCUCUGAAAAGCUCUCUCAAAAAGCUUGAGUAUAAUUCUUGGUUUGCUUAGGACAGGUGCCAUGAUUUCAGAAGAGAGAUGCUUAAAGAAUAAUAUACAGUAUAUGUUUGUUCCUUUUUUUCUUUUUCUUUUUCUUUCUUUUGAUUUUGAUUUUGCAAAUAUAUUGUUUGUUGUUUUUUUUAAGAUUUAUUGUUUUAAGGCAGGCUUCAGGAGCCACUUAAGAUCAGGAAUGGAUAUUUAUCUCAAAGCCACACUUAGGGGGGUCGGGCUUGUCACAUGUACCUUUUACCCACUGCAACUCUCAGCUGUUGAUACUCAAACUCAUUGGUAAUAAUAACGUUCAUAUCUUCCCAUAUAACAUUUUUUAACAUUACAUUAUUUAGUAACAUAAAAGAGUACUCCACCGAUUUAGAAAUGCACUCCUACAACACCACUGAUCUGACGAUCGACAGCUUAAAAAAAAAAGAAAAGGAAUCCAAAUCAAUGCAGCAGAACCAAAGAGAUCUUUUCUAUUCUAUACAUACUUCUUUCUUGUCACAACCUGACUUCUGCAUUAUCCACAAUGCAAUUCAGCGGCCAACAGUUUGGGUGGAUAUUCAGGUGUGUAAUGCUAGUAGCGGCUGAUGUAGUCUGGAGCCUUUAGACUCAAACGGAGAUGAGCAGGCUUCAGAGGUCUGUCAAGCUCACUUCUUUCUAACUCCACACACCCAUUUUUUUUCAUUUUCAGACUUUAGUCUUCAGCAACACCAACGCUGACUCAAGUGAAUUUGAGGCCGUUUAUUAGACUUCACAGAGCAUUCUCUGGAGCCACAAAAGGCUUUAUACAACUUGUUCACAUACGCUGUAGUACUUCCCAAGACCAGGAAACAGGGUCUGAUGUGUAAAAUUGGUGGAGUUCCCCUCUAACACGAGACUGAAGAGCAGGGUUUAAAAGUUUCAAGCAUGUUUUACUGGGAUCGCUGGUGGGUGUGGUUGUGUGUGGUCAGAAGUUCGCUUAGUUGCACCCUCAACCACACUCAACAUUGAUGGCUCUGUGUCUUGAAGUACACCUGUACAUCACUGCAGCCAGAUGAGAAGUUAAUCCACUGAAAGUCAUCAAAAACAAGAUUUUCAGGGCGUGUUAAGUUAACUCUUUAAAGGCCACUUAUAAAACAGCUUCACAUUUCCCUUAUGGAGCUCCUACAUAUACCUUUUGAUAUUUGUCUUCAAAACCCUAUUUUGAAGACGGCACUCUGCUAAAUAUCUGUAGAAGCUUCAGUAACACUUGAUUUUCUGGUUCCUAAAACUGGAUUACCAACCAGGUCAUGUGGGCAUCUCCACUGGGGUCCCAGACUCUCGUGGGCCCCAAAGCUUAUUUGAAAAAGUUGUAAAUUUGUUUGAUAAUAUACCAUUAAAAUUUAAAUGAUAUGGGCCUUAGGGUGGCUUCUGUGUUAGGGGGCCCUGUGUCAAAAUCUAGUUUUAAUACCUUUUAUUAUUUCAUUAGAUAUUAUAAUUAUAUGCUUCAUAUUCCUAAACAAAUUUGUGUUAAAUUCAAUUCUCAUAUACAAACUUUUUUCCCAUUUUUGCACAUGGGCCCCCUAAUAGGCAUAUGCAUUAAUCCAGCCCUGUCAGGUUCGAUGGACCCAGUAAUUUCCUAUAAGGAAGUGAAGUGUAAAUUAAUUGGAAGGUUCUGAGAAAGAACUACGUGAUUUGGUACUAGUUACAGGAGAAAUGAAGACUAUGUUCACAUACACUUUCAAUUAUUUAAUUUAAAUUAAUUCCUAGUAUAAUUUUGGCAAGAGGCAAGCAUACAUUUCACAUUGUAUGGAGAACGUUUCCAAUAUUAAAUUAAUAAUGAAUAUUUAUUUAAUAUUUAAUUUUGUAUUGUUUGACGGAAAUCCCGCUGGAAAGCAAAAAAUACUGAAAAACUCUUCAUAACCCCAAUAACUGUCUCAGAACUGGUUCUCCAUUUUCUAUAUGAUUAUUUGCUUUUUUGAGGAAACUUCCAGAAAAUCAUUAAUAAAUUUCAGACCCAUAUUGUGUUACCAAAACUUCUGUCCCUAUAAACAGGUCCACUAAUAUCAGUUGAUAAUCUGUUGAGAAGUAUAGACUGCGUCUGGACUGUGGUUAGAUCUGUAAAAGCCUGUCUACAUCACUUGAUCCAACAUUCAGAUAACUUUUUUCUUUGUGCUGACUUUAAAUACCCAUUUCAUGUAAAUUCUAAAUUUGGUUCCUCUUUUUAUUCAAAGGCUUAGUGUGACUGUUCAGGUUACUUUGAACCGAACAAACCCAUGUUUUGCUGUGUGGAGUCCAGCGGCAGUGUAGUCUGCAGUAUGUGUGGAGCUCCUCCUUAGACUGAGCCCUGUCUUAUCACUGUGAACGGACACCAGACAGUCAGUGGCUCCUGAUGAUUUCUCUGUGUUCACCCCUUUUAAGCUGCUGUAUUUAUGAGAAGAUGGUGUCAUGGAUGUAUUUGGAGAGAGAUGUCACUGAAUGAAACAUUUUUUUCCUUUGCAAAGAGUAUGUUUGUUGAACAAAUGGAAAUGUACAUAUGAGUGCUAUUUAUGUUUGCUUGCCCAGCCCUUUUUCUCCUCCAUCCUAAUGCCUUUGCACCAAGCUGUAGACAAAGUCCAGCUUGUGCCCAUGUUUUUCAUCACAUGGCUCAAAAAGGGGAAAUUUAUCUCUUGAGUACCCAAUUGGUAACGCUGGGUUCAUUUUAAGGUGCAAUAGCUGUCAACUUAUUUUCCUCUUCCUUGGCUGUGAAUGUGCCCUCAAACAACUACUUGUGUUAUGCUAAGCUUACUACACCUGUGGCAUACACUGUAUUAGCAAAUACAAUGUUUAAAGUUGGGGUUCACUUCAACACAAUGUCUGAGUCCAGGAACAAAGCUUUUCUGGCCCACAGAACUGAACUUUGAUGCUGAAAAUGGGCAAACAUUGAUCCUGUAAAACAGUGCUAAUAUCUGAAACCCCUCCCUUCUCCAGAGGCCCUGCCCCCACCUGUCCCCACCCACCAGAAGAAUAGUUCAGUGUUGCAGGCAGUGCAAUCUACUACUGAGCUGUCUGUCAGUGUCUGUAGCCUCUUUUUAUUUAAGUUAAUUUCUGUUGGAUCUGAACCAGACGUGUUAAUUUAAAGAGCUUUGUAAGGUGUUUGUUGAAAGAAAGUGACAUUGCACUGACAUGAAAACAUGUACAUAAAAUGUGUUUUGUAAAUAAGUGAAUGAAAACUAUGUAUUUGAAUAUGAACUGUACAAAAUACUGUACUUGUAGUUGUAUAUGGAGUGAUACCAUUGAUCUGUAACAAAAUACCCAAGCAACAAAUUAAAUUCUACAGAGGAAACAA
Molecule: messenger RNA, 9365 nt
Organism: Xiphias gladius (swordfish)
Lineage: Eukaryota; Metazoa; Chordata; Actinopteri; Istiophoriformes; Xiphiidae
Gene: usp32
Product: ubiquitin specific peptidase 32
Exons: 34
Coding region: 198-5048 (1616 amino acids)
Biological process (GO): protein deubiquitination
Cellular component (GO): Golgi apparatus
Molecular function (GO): calcium ion binding; cysteine-type deubiquitinase activity
Source: RefSeq, a predicted model, not a curated record